AUGGCACUAGUUUUGUACACUGGCAACGAACUGGUAGGUUUAUUUUCUCCUGAAGUUCGAGAGAAAGGAAUGGAGAUUUUUAACCGUAUACCUGGUACCUUAUUGAAAUUCUUGGAUGAGAAGAAGAUCAUUAAAAAAGUUUUGUUCAAAGAUGACAUAUUGGCUAUCGGAAAAAUCAUGGGUACUGAAAAACAGAAAGAUUUGAAUAAUUUUAAAAAAAGUCUACGUGACUCGAUCAAAUCACGUUUCCGACAGUCGAAUGUGACUGAAAUUCAACCGGAGGAUUUCAGUGAAGAUAUUACCGCGCAUUACCGUGAUCAAUCAAGGUCAUGGGCUAAACCAGGUGAAAAAUUAUCAACGAUCGUUCGAUACACGAAAGAAUAUCAAGUGAAGAAUCUUCAACAAUGGACGAAAGUUCAUGCGUAUGUGUACAUACAUAUCAUCGAAGAAUGUGAAAACAAUUGGUUCGGAAAUAAUAAUUAUAAAUUCGGAUAUGAUUUAUCAAUUGAAUUAACCGGAAUCUCGAUCGAUACUGCCAAAGCAUUAAAAUUUAGUCAAUUAGUUGCUCAAGGAACAGUCUUAGAUUCAAUUCGAGCCAUCGAAGCACAGACAACAUUAACAUGGAACGAUUUGUAA
Messenger RNA from Adineta ricciae, 636 nucleotides. The record is from the annotation of a GenBank genome assembly. NCBI's taxonomy places the organism in Eukaryota, Metazoa, Rotifera, Eurotatoria, Adinetida, Adinetidae.